Molecule: messenger RNA, 695 nt
Organism: Photinus pyralis (common eastern firefly)
Lineage: Eukaryota; Metazoa; Arthropoda; Insecta; Coleoptera; Lampyridae
Exons: 4
Coding region: 179-631 (150 amino acids)
Source: RefSeq, a predicted model, not a curated record
UAACGCGCGCAUUAACCUUAUCACAUUCAAAUUGUUUGUAUCGAAUUAAAAUCGUUCCUGAUUGUUUGUAUUCAAACGUUUAAAUAGGUCAAUAUGAUGACAAUCGUCCAUCAUAGCUGUUCGGUAAACGUAAUGUAAUUAGGUACCGCGUUUUUGUUUUUAGAUUAGUGCCUCAUGGAUGGCAUAUGUAACACAAAUCGUUUUGAUUUCGUUAUUUUUCAUAUUUCUCCUGGCCUGUAAAUUUUACUGCACCCAACGCAAACGACGUCACCAAUUUUCCCAAUCCAGAGUGUAUCCACGAACGGCAUCAGUUGCGGCACAAUCGAGUCCCAUUGAUCUACCGUGCAAUUGUGCCAUGUCGGCUAAUAGUUUGCAAAUCAAUAGCAAUUUCUUACAUCCUCCAAAUUUACCAAAUAGCGCACAAGUAUCAACUACCAUUACUUCCGCAAGCAGCGGAGCUCGUGAUGAAUACGACCAAAUAUCGCUCGAAUCGCACAAUAUUCACGAUAAUAUAAGCAUAAUUAAAACACCUCCCCCGCCAUAUUUCAAAGAUGAAUUACCUUCCUAUGAAGAGGCAAUGACAGCGAGUAACAAUCAACGAUAUUCUAAUUAUUAUUAUCGUAGUAAUUAAGGUAUGCACAUCGUGUGUAUGACUUUAAAACGAAUUUUUUAAUAAAGUGCUAUUGUUUACCACA